GCAGCGGUGAGAGUAUCCGCUGGUAACAGCGUUCGCCCGUGUCGGGCAGUGAAGUGACGUGUUUGGCUGGCCAGGCGUCGAUCAUCGUUUGGGGGUAAGCGGGCAUCGGUCGCCCUUGCCUGAACGGUGCUUCCUCUCUUCGAGUGACUCGUCGAGACAGGAAGCAGUCUUUUAAAGAGAGCAGUCAUGGAUAAGGAGCCCGUGCUCCUCACCAUCCAGCCUCUGGAGAAUGGCAAGCUGGACGCUGUCUACUGCAACAACGGCUUCGACAAGCCCCUCAACUUGUUGCCCGACAAUGGGAAGAACUUCUUGGAGGCGCCCAGAUUAACUGUGGAUGACCAGCGGUCAAUAGCAAGCUCCAUCGACAGCAGGGCAAGCGGCAGCCGGAACUUCGAGAACAUCAAAAUAGAAUGGAAGAACCUGAGCUUCACGGUCAAGGACGGAAAGGGUACGAAGACGCUAGUGGACAACAUGAGCGGUGCUGCACGGCCUGGAACACUAACAGCCAUCAUGGGUCCGUCCGGGGCAGGCAAAACUACCUUGCUCAACCUACUCAGUGGAUUCUAUGACACUGGCUACGAAGGAGAAGUACAAAUCAACGGCUACGUGCGGUCUCCGCGGCUGUUCACUAAGCAGAGCUGUUACGUGAUGCAGCAGGACCGACUGUCUCCAACGCUCACCGUUCAGGAAGCGCUGACCAUGAGUGUCGAGCUGCGCAUGCCCUUACUUGACAAAGUGAGCAAGAUGGAGAAGGUGAACCACUCGAUCCAAGGCUGGGGACUGUACGAAUGCCGCAAGACGCGGACGAGCGAUCUUUCUGGUGGCCAGCGCCGGCGGCUGGCCAUUGCCCAAGAGCUCGUCAACAACCCGCCCGUGGUUUUCCUGGACGAACCGACGAGCGGUUUGGACAACGUGUCUAGUCUUCUGUGCGUCCAAAUCCUCAAGGAGAUGGCGGAACGUGGACAUACCGUGAUCUGCUCGAUACACACGCCGAGUGCGAAGAUCUUCUCCCAUUUUGACAUGCUGUACAUGGUAUCAAAAGGGCGUUGCAUAUACAAUGGCCCAGUGGACGAUCUCGUUCAGUUCCUGUCACGUCACAGCCUGAAUUGCCCUCAGUACCACAACCCUGCCGAUUACGUUGCUGAAGUAGCCGCUGGCGACUACGGAGACUACACGGAGGAACUCUCCAAAGAGUUUGAGCAGCCGCUUCCGGAACAGAAAGAGUCGGUAGAGAGGACACGGCGAACGAUAUACGGUGGCAAGAUCAUGUCUGAAAGGCACAUGGCAGAGGUCAACAAACUCUACACCUUCACAACUUCCAGCUUUCACCAAUUAGGAAUCCUGCUCAGGCGGUGUUGGCUCUCCGUUGCAAGAAACAAGGUGGCCACUCCUUUGAGGUUCGCCGCAUACCUUGCGUUCGCCAUCAUGAUGAUCAUGCUGUACUACGACAUCGGCAGAAAGGCGUCUACCGUCAUUAACAAUGCGAACAUGUUCUUCGGCAUGUGCUGCAUCGUCAUGUUCCAGUCCAUCCUGCCCACGGUGAUCGUCUUUCCCAUAGAAAUUUCGGUACUCCAGAGGGAGCACAGAAACCGGUGGUACAGCAUCAAGCUCUACUAUUUGGCUCGCUAUAUUGUCGAGCUUCCAUUUUUGGUCAUUCCUGUCAUUAUGCUCAUAGCGCUGAUCUACUAUCCCACGUCUCAACCGCUUGACAUGUGGAGAAUAGCGAGCCUCGCCCUGUUCAACAUUCAGCUUUGCUCAUCCAUCCAAGCUCUGGGACUCAUCGUUUCGGCGGUCACAAAACUGCAGACGGCGGUUUUCGUCGCGCUACCGGUGGUGUCGCCGUUCUUCUUCUUCAGCGGCUUCUUCGUGCAGUCGCAUCUCGUGUCGCCGUACAUACGAUGGCUGACGUACCUGUCGCCCAUGUACUACGCCUACCACGGCAUGCUGCUCUCGGUGUACGGCUACGACAGGCCGGCACUCAGCUGCGACGACUUCAUCUGCCUCUACGAGGACCCCAAAGAGUUCCUCCAGUUCACCGGCACGGCGGACAAGAAGUUCCACGUGCUCGUGCUCUCCCUAUUCGCCUUCGAGAUCGUCUUUCGCACGGUCGCCUUCGUCCUUCUCAGGCUCAGGCUCAAGCAAAAGGAGUGAAGAACACCACGUGCCUAUUAUAGACACUUUGUGAGGACUUGGUCGUCAUGUUUCGAACGGGCAAACACACCUGUCCCCACGGAGGCAAUGGACUGGAGGGACAAGUCCGGAAGGACGACCUCUAUCCUUGCUAUGCGUUGUGUUCCAUGGGGGAAUUAUCAUUUUCAUUAUAUAUAGGCACCAUCUAUGGCAGGGAGCGUAAUGUUCAUAACGUGAGGACUGUAUGUUAGGCCG
Molecule: messenger RNA, 2385 nt
Organism: Rhipicephalus sanguineus (brown dog tick)
Lineage: Eukaryota; Metazoa; Arthropoda; Arachnida; Ixodida; Ixodidae
Product: ATP-binding cassette sub-family G member 1
Exons: 13
Coding region: 187-2151 (654 amino acids)
Cellular component (GO): plasma membrane
Molecular function (GO): ATP binding; ATP hydrolysis activity; ABC-type transporter activity
Source: RefSeq, a predicted model, not a curated record